CGCUGGGUGCCCGUCGACCGAGCGUAGCAGCGAUAGAGCUUCCCGUGCCUCCUCCUCCGCUUCCAGCUCGUCCAUAGCGCACACAGCCGCCAUGCUGCCGUCCUCCAUCGCUGCUUUGGGGCGGGACGAGGCGGGGCUGGGCGCCGGUCAGCCCUCCCGGUUCGGCCCCUUGCUGCUGAGCUGACGAGGGCGGACAUGAGCGGCUGCGGGCUGCUGCGGGGCCUGAGGCAGCAUCUGCCUCUCCUGGCCGCUGGGAGAUGCUCCAGAAGACCCCACGUGGCUGCCCAAUGGCACACAUACAGCACUACUCAAGACACCUCAAACAGACCCAUCGGGCGAUACCCGGUGCCGAAUAAGAAGGACAUGCUUGUGGAGCUCAUGGAGGAAAUAGAAGUGAAGACUGGAUUCCUGCCCAACGUGUUCAAAGUCAUGUCUCACCGACCUGCUGAAUUCAGGGCAUUUUUUGCUUAUUACAAUGUCAUCAUGAACAAAGAGACAGGGCGACUCAGCAAGGCGGACAAGGAACUCAUCAUUGUGGCCACAAGUGCUGUGAAUAGAUGUCCCUACUGUGUGGUUGCACAUGGAGCUCUUCAUCGGAUAUAUUCCAAGCAGCCAACGCUGGCUGACCAGGUCGUAGUGAACUGGAAGCUGUCAGAUCUGAGCAGCCGCGAUCUGGCCAUGCUGGAGUUUGCUCUGGCAAUCUGCCGUUCUGAUAACAUCACAGAGGAGCACUUCCAAAAGCUGGAAUCUCAUGGCUUUGACCGUGAGGACGCGUGGGACAUCGCCAUGAUCACCGCUUUCUUCGCCAUGUCUAAUCGCAUCGCUCAUUUUAUCGACCUACGCCCUAACAACGAGUUCUACAACAUGGGCAGGGCACCGCAUGAGGCGGGCAGGGAUCGUAGUUGAAGUUAUUCGGGCAGUAGAUUUGUUUUAAAUAUAUAAAAAGUAAAAGAAAA
This is a messenger RNA of Coturnix japonica (Japanese quail), 956 nucleotides long. RefSeq lists its product as uncharacterized. Gene Ontology annotation, molecular function: peroxiredoxin activity. The record is from RefSeq and is a predicted model, not a curated record. Lineage: Eukaryota; Metazoa; Chordata; Aves; Galliformes; Phasianidae.